Messenger RNA from Rubroshorea leprosula, 2012 nucleotides. The record is from the annotation of a GenBank genome assembly. NCBI's taxonomy places the organism in Eukaryota, Viridiplantae, Streptophyta, Magnoliopsida, Malvales, Dipterocarpaceae.
UGCAUUCCUCCUCCUCCUCUUCCCAUCCCACUUUUUUCUCUCUGUUCACAUUUCAAACUAUCUGUCUUAAUUUGCCACUUUAGUCUUCGUGAUCUCAGCUACUUUCGGCUGUAUUUUCUCCAAAUUUUGAUCUUUUUGGCAUCUGGAUGUUCUUCAUUAUUCGGUUUCUGAUCUGGGUUGUUUACAAAUUUGGAUCUUGAAGGUUCCUUUGUCCGGUUGGAGUCGUUGAAGAAUCAUCUGAGAAAUUUAAGCUCUUGAUCAAUCCAAAUGGAAGGGUCCUGCGUGGCAUUGAAGGCUAAUGCCAAUCAUGUUUGUGUCAGCAAAGGUGGCUUGAGUCGUGGAGGGUGUAUCUUUUGGGGUGAAAGUGUCAAGAGAGGUGUAAAAAGUAGUGAUUUGGGUACCCAAUUGAGGAAGAAUUUGAGGAUUGAAAAAGGAACCAAAAGGGCUUAUCGUGGAGUUGUCUACUCAGUGCUCACUCCUGAUAUUGAGAAGGAGACUUUGACAUUUCAGACUCCAUUGUUUGAGACUCCAAAAGCAGAUCCAAAGAAUGUAGCGUCCAUCAUAUUGGGUGGUGGCGCUGGGACACGACUGUUUCCUCUGACCGGUAGAAGAGCCAAGCCAGCGGUUCCAAUUGGAGGGUGUUAUCGUUUGAUUGAUAUCCCAAUGAGUAACUGCAUUAACAGUGGGAUAAACAAGAUAUUCAUCUUAACUCAAUUUAACUCUUUUUCCCUCAACCGUCAUCUAGCUCGUACAUACAAUUUUAAUGGGAUGAAUUUCGGAGAUGGUUUUGUGGAGGUUCUUGCUGCCACUCAAACACCUGGAGAUGCUGGAAAGAGGUGGUUUCAAGGAACAGCAGAUGCUGUAAGGCAAUUCAUAUGGGUCUUUGAGAAUGCUAAAAACAAGGAUGUGGAGCAUGUAUUAAUAUUGUCUGGUGAUCAUCUCUAUCGUAUGGACUAUAUGAAUUUUGUGCAGAAGCAUAUUGACACAAAUGCUGACAUCACAGUUUCAUGUGUGCCAAUGGAUGAUAGUCGUGCAUCAGAUUAUGGAUUGAUGAAGAUAGACAAGACAGGACGCAUUGUCCAGUUUGCGGAGAAACCAAAGGGCCCUGACCUCAAAGCUAUGCAAGUUGAUACUACUCUUUUAGGGCUAUCCAAGCAAGAUGCUGCAAAAUUUCCAUACAUUGCAUCAAUGGGUGUUUAUGUGUUUAAAACUGAUGUCCUCCUAAAGCUUCUGAAGUGGAGCUACCCAUCAUGUAAUGACUUCGGCUCUGAGAUAAUUCCGUCUUCUGUGGAGGAACACAAUGUCCAAGCAUACUUAUUCAAUGACUAUUGGGAGGAUAUUGGAACAAUUAAAUCCUUUUUUGACGCCAAUUUGGCGCUGACAGAGCAGCCCCCAAGGUUUGAAUUUUGUGAUCCAAACACACCUUUCUAUACAUCUCCUAGAUUCUUGCCACCAACCAAAGUUGACAAAUGCAGGAUCGUGGAUUCCAUAAUUUCACAUGGUUGCUUCUUGCGAGAAUGUAGUGUGCAACACUCUGUAGUAGGAGUGCGCUCACGUCUGGAGUCUGGUGUUGAGCUUAAGGAUACUAUGAUGAUGGGUGCGGACUACUACCAAACUGAAGCUGAAAUUGCAUCUCUGCUAGCAGAAGGAAAGGUUCCGAUUGGUGUUGGACAGAAUACCAGAAUCAGCAAUUGUAUAAUUGACAAGAAUGCCAAGAUUGGAAAAGACGUGGUCAUUGCAAAUGCUGAUGGUGUUGAAGAGGCCGAAAGACCAGAAGAAGGAUUCUACGUUAGGUCUGGAAUCACAGUGGUAGUGAAGAAUGCAACAAUUAAAGACGGUACGGUUAUCUAAAACUACACUUUCAGAUUAAGUAUAAGCUUUAGAAAGUUGAGAGCACUUCGUGUGCUGCCUUAACGCUGUUUCUGCAGUGAAAAAUAUAGCAAUAGCGUUGCGUAGGACUGUACAGAUAAAUUAUACCUUCUGAAAUUUUGAAAUAAGUAUGUAUAUGCCAU